CUAUGUUUGAUUUGUCCAGAUUGCUGGAAAGGCUUGAUUUCUCUGAGAUGAAAUUCAGCUUCUACUUCCUGGGCUACGAGGUAGAGAUUUGUUCUGUGACCCUUGCUUAGUUUAACUCUUCACGUGGAUCUUACAGAAACAAAAUGUGGAACUUUGCAGUUUGCAAAAAAAUAUUAGAGCACUUGAAAUUACGCAAUGGAUUGAACUGCUUAACUAAAAGUUGUUGUAAAGUGAAGCUAAAUUACUAGUUUUAGAAUUAUUUUUGUUUGCUUUUCUGCAUCACUUGGACGAAAACAGAUACUUCUCUUGAUCCUUGCUGGUAUAGUUAAUAAGCUGGGUUUGACUAAUAUACUAUGCUACAGGAUACUUCAACGGAUCCAACUGAGAGGCUGAACCAGAUUUAGGCAAAUGGAAUAGUCGAAGCACAAUUCCUUUGUAUGACUAAUUACUAAUUACUAAAAUCCCUUCAAAAUACUCUCUUCUGCCUCGAUUUCUUAUUCUUUCUCACCGUGAAGAGAAGUGCGUUCUCAGUCGUUCCGAUGACUGCUUUUGUGAAGACAAGUGUCUCCUCCGUGCAAUCGGCGGCUUCUCAUCGUGAAGUCAGCCUCCGGCAAGACUUACAGCCAGUUAGCGGCGGAGACAGGACUCAAACGCCGCACUUCCUGGGAAUCGGUCUCUCUCUCUCUCUUCCCCGCAAAGUUUGAUUCUUAUCUCCCCAUUCCGUCUCCUCCCGCACGUGCCAUCCAUGUGGUCGUAGCGUGCAAAACGCGAAGCUUGAGACUCCACGUGGCUCUCUCCUUAACAAAUGGGCCUAAGUAUAAAUGGUUCAAAGCCCAACAAAAGAUGCAAACAAAAAGAGAGUUGGUCAAAUAGAAAAAAUCAAAUAUUCGUGUAUGCCAGUUUGAGCCAAGAGGUAGAAAAUGAUUUUAGCUUUGCUUUCUUCUCCGACUCAAAACACGGCGGAAUCACUGGUACAUCAGUGGUGAGACAAGCAGUUGAAGAGUUGCUCAACAUGUUUAGUUCACCUUUGGAAACUCAGCCACACUCAGGCUGUUUUGUUGGACGUGGUGAGUCUCUCAACAGGUGGUUGCUUCAGUCUUAUGUUGAGAGGAUGCAUUAAUUUGCUGUGAGUGUUUCUUUAGCUUUUUCUUUUAGCCAAUUGCAACUUAUGAAGUGUUUAGCUUGGGUCAUAAGUUAAGGGAAAGACUUGGACUCUCUCUCCAGUCAUUUGUCUUCUGCUUAAUUUUCAGUUGUAAUCUUCCUCUUGCAAUAAUAUAUCUGAGAUUAUAUUAAGAGAGUGGAACAAGCAAUCAGGCUUUAAUCAUACACACUUGUGUCGGGAUUAUUACUUGACCCCAUGCCAUGUCCGCCAUUUAUAGCUAAUCUAAUUGUCGUUUACUAACAUUUUUCACUUUUAAAAAAUAUUUAUCUGCAUUACUAAAACACUAUUUUAUUUUAUAUCAUUUUUUUGGUUUUUCCAAACAUCAUAUGAUAAAUGAUAAAUCCACCACCACCAUUACUUUAUUAUACACGUACACACACAGAGAGAGAGAAGAAAAAAAAUCAAAUUCGUGCAUGUCAGUUUGCGCCAAGAGGUAGAAAACGAUUCUAGCUUUUGUUUUAUUCACCGGCUUAAAACACACGGCGGAAGAUGGUGGCAGAGAUUCUGAGAACGAAAUGGAUGGCUAUGACGGCGAGCAUAUGGAUCCAGUGCACGUUAGGAGGUUCUUACACCUUCGGAAUCUACUCGGCGAUCUUGAAAUCAUCUCAAUCAUACGACCAAUCAACCCUUGACACAGUCUCUGUCUUCAAAGACAUUGGUGGUAACGUCGGCGUUUUGUCUGGACUUGUGUACACCGCAGCCACCUUCAAUCGCCGUCGCCCUGACGGACGGGGAGGUAGAGGAGGUCCGUGGGUGGUGAUCCUGAUCGGAGCGGUUUUGUCCUUCACCGGUUAUUUCCUUAUCUGGGCAUCCGUGACCGGUUUGAUUAGAAAACCGCCGGUUCCGGUUAUGUGUCUGUUUAUGUUCAUAGCGGCUCAGUCUUUAACGUUUCUUAAUACAGCCAACGUUGUUAGCUCCCUUGAGAAUUUCGCCGACUAUGGCGGCACUGCCGUCGGAAUAAUGAAGGGCUUUGUUGGUCUAAGUGGAGCAAUGUUAAUACAACUCUAUGAAACAAUAUGCCCUGGAGAUCCAGAGAGUUUCGUUCUUCUACUUGCAAUAGUACCUUCACUCCUCUCUGUAUUGGUGAUGCCACUAGUCAGGAUAUACGAGACCAGCACGGUCGAUGAGAAGAAGCAUUUAGAUGGUUUAUCAACUUUGUCUAUAAUCAUUGCAGCUUACCUUAUGGUCAUUAUCAUUGUGAAGGGCAUUCUUGGUUUACCAUCAUGGGCCAAUACCGUCACGCUUGUAGUUCUACUCAUCCUCCUUGCCUCGCCUCUACUGAUUGCCAUAAGAGCACGCCGAGACAAUAUCGAGAAACCAUGUUAUUCUCCUCUUGUAGACAACCUAGAAGCAACAACCUCUGGUGAGAGCUUGGUGGUGGUUGAAGAUAAAAGCUUGAAUCUCGUACAAGCUAUGCGUAAUCUAGACUUCUGGUUACUGUUUCUUGUGAUGGUAUGUGGAAUGGGAUCAGGGAUUUCGACGAUAAACAACAUCAGACAAAUAGGUGAGUCUCUUAGAUACUCUAACGUGGAGAUAAACGCAUUGCUGUCUUUGUGGAACAUAUGGAACUUUAUUGGUCGGUUUGGAGCUGGUUAUGUUUCGGAUGCAUUGCUACAUAAAAAAGGAUGGCCACGUCCUUUGCUAAUGGCUACAACUCUCGGAGCCAUGACCAUAGGACAUCUAAUCAUAGCCUCUGGUUUUGAAGGAAAUCUAUACCCUGGUUCGAUUAUGGUAGGAAUAUGUUAUGGCUCACAAUGGUCGUUAAUGCCGACGAUAACGUCAGAGUUGUUCGGGGUUAAGCAUAUGGGAACAAUAUAUAACACAAUUUCGAUUGCUAGUCCUAUGGGUUCGUAUAUCUUCUCGGUGAGAUUGAUUGGUUAUAUUUAUGAUAAGACCAUUAUUGGAGAAGGUAACACGUGUUAUGGUCCUCAUUGUUUCCGGUUGUCCUUUGUGAUUAUUGUGGCUUUCCUCGGGUUUCUUGUCUCGUGUGUGUUGGUGUUCCGGACAAAUAAGCUUUAUCAACAGAUCUUCGAGAAGAGGUUGCAUCGUAGAUAAAAGACUUACGACUUGUGAAUUAUUCAGGUACAUAAUGUUGUACAGUGCCAUUUGUGUUUGUAUCUACAUCUUAUUAUUUAAAUUUGUAAUAAAUUGUUGAAUACAUUGUGAAAAUACAAGUACAUAUGUAUUUAUUUGAGUGAGGUUCUUUGUUUUUCAUGUAGAAUUUUAUGUGUUAGUUAAAUGAAUGUAAGCCCUAAAUUAGUCUAUGGAGUUUAUAAGUUGUGUGACAUAAAUGUAAGAACCAAUGUCAAGAUCUUACACAAUUAAUGUCGAGCCACGAUAGAGAUGAGUGUAGCAGCAACGACGAUUUGGUGAACCCUGCAAACGGAAUCAAUCCGUCGAGAGAAAGAAAGAGACGCGGAAUAUCCAACACGUGUCUCAUAAGAGCCGUGCUUUGUGGAGCUUAAUUAAGAGACAUUCCUUCUCUAAUUACAUAGGUAAUAAUCUGCGCCUUGCGUGGAAUGUGAUUAUUAGUUUCGUUAUUUUUUAAUAAAGAGACAUUAAUCCGUUUAAUCUGGAUAUCGGUUCGGUUUUAGGUUAUUUUUUUUUGUUUUUAAUCUCCUAAAAUAUAACUAUCAUUUUAAAUUAAUAUUUAUUUGGUUUGUUCGGUUAAAAUGUUUGAUGUUUUUGUUUUUUUCUCUGUAAUAAUCAAAAAUUACUAUUAUUUGUUUGUUUUCAUGUUAUGAAUCUUAGAUAGUCGUAAUGUCGAACCAAUGGUUUCAUAUUAUAGUUUCUAAACGGAUAGUAGUUAAAAAAAGAAAAGAAAAUUAUUAAAACAAAUCAUUUUACUACAAUUUGGUCGAUAGUGAAAGAAACAUUAAAAAAUAAUAUUUUAACUUCCAAAAAGUUAGAUAUUUCAGUUGUGGUAAAUACUUAGAUAUAAGGUGCUCACGUCAAUGUGCAUAUGUAUGUGUAUGUAAAAUUAUAUAAAGAUGGUUGAUAAAUAUAUAAAUAUAUUGUUAAUUAAUAUUAAAUGACAUUUUUUCAAAAUAAUACAUGAAAAAUAAAAUUCUUAAAAUGAAAUUAUUUUAAAACAAAAAUAUUGUAAAAUUUAUAUAAACUAUAAUAUAUAACUUAUA
Molecule: messenger RNA, 4299 nt
Organism: Brassica rapa (field mustard)
Lineage: Eukaryota; Viridiplantae; Streptophyta; Magnoliopsida; Brassicales; Brassicaceae
Cellular component (GO): membrane
Source: RefSeq, a predicted model, not a curated record